AUGGCAGAUCACGAAGGCCAGCCUCUACCGGAAAUCGGUACUCUGCUUGUACUGGAUGGUUUACCGGUGGUCGACCAAGCCCACCGACCUACGCUUAUCAAAUUUCUCCUCAGGAAAUUAGACAGUCCUGGUCCGACAGACACCCGAAAGGUGUACAUGCCAGUAGACUCACACCAGAGAACUAUCGGGUCUGCUAUUACACGAUUUCUAGACCCUGCCAAAGCCGAGGAUACAAUUACACGCCUCAAUGGCUCUCAUCUAGAUAGAAAUCAUCAAAUGACAUUGGAGAAGGUUGAACUUUCGGAGCGAAAUAGGCUCAUGCAGAAUAUCGUUCCUGGCAUUGAGCAACAGCUGGGCCUCAUUUUACCCCUUGACAUGGAGACAGAGUUAUUUCAAGGGGGAUGAAUAAUAGGGAAAGGCUUCUUUCGUUUAUCAUCAGAACAUAGCCCUCCUAUGUCCG
Messenger RNA from Aspergillus pseudotamarii, 460 nucleotides. Its product is annotated as eukaryotic translation initiation factor 3 subunit B. Lineage: Eukaryota; Fungi; Ascomycota; Eurotiomycetes; Eurotiales; Aspergillaceae. Bases 1 to 405 code for a protein of 134 amino acids. Gene Ontology annotation, cellular component: eukaryotic translation initiation factor 3 complex. Gene Ontology annotation, molecular function: translation initiation factor binding; translation initiation factor activity; RNA binding. The transcript is spliced from 2 exons. The record is from RefSeq and is a predicted model, not a curated record. Gene Ontology annotation, biological process: translational initiation.